UGUUUCUUGCAUCGUAUUCUGAAGAGAUCUCGGCCUUGCAGCAGCAUCAGAGAUCAGAUUUAACCCUUGGAAAAGCUGCCUGAGCAGAUGUACCUGGAGUCCAUGUGUCCAUCCCCAGAACGGGAGCCUCGAAAGAGCACGGAUGAGUAAACCGAGAGCCAGAAAAGAGAAGUGAUUUACCCAAAGGCGUCCAGCUGGUAAUGGCACAGCUGAAAUCGAAUUCAGAUUCAUCUCGCGAUUACUCCGUCCCCCUCCCCCCAGAGAGUGAGUCCUGUACUGCCAGUAAACCAGACAGGCAGGUCACUGUGGACAGGCAAUGCUGACGUUAGAGGACAAGGACAUGAAGGGAUUCACCUGGGCCAUAGCCCCAGCCUUGGCUGCCCUGGGCUACCUGCUCAUGCUGCUGGUCUCCAUCUUUCCUUUCUGGGUGCGGCUCAUGAAUGAGGAGUCCAGUGAAGUGUUUUUCAGUGGCCUGUUUGAGAACUGCUUCCAUAUUAAGUGCUGGAAGCCUCGACCCUUAUCCAUUUACAUCCUUCUUGGCCGGGUUUUCCUGCUCUCUGCAGUCAUCUUGGCUUUCCUUACCACCUUCAUCAUGGUGUCCUUUGCAUCUGAGCUCUUCCCAAGGACCCGGAAGUACAACUUUGUGUCAGCCUUCAUCAGCUUUCUCACAGGGGCCUGUGCCUUCCUGGCCUUACUGCUGCAUGCCCUGGAGAUCCAGAAUCUGAGGACAAAACCCAGCCCCCCGCAGUUCUUUGUGCAGUGGCCUUACUACGUCCUGGGCUUUGGGAUCCUUCUGUUCAUGGUGGCUGGUGUCAUCUGCCUCUCUCAAGAAAUAGCCUGCCCUAGCUGCCGUUUAUUGCCCGUGUCCCAGAAUAUUGAUGAGACCCAGGGGAGCCUUCAUUUGGACAAGCUGGAGAGUUUGGGAGGAGAACUGAGCUCAAUACAGAAGGAGACACUGCUGAAAGAAGAAACCAUUAUCUAGCCCAGGAUAUUGUCUCUCUACCCUCUUCAAGCUGUGUGAGUCCACGUGUGUAGGUGUUUGUACCUCC
Otolemur garnettii (small-eared galago) is the source of this 1049-nucleotide messenger RNA. It is a transcript of the gene TMEM225B, whose product is annotated as transmembrane protein 225B. NCBI's taxonomy places the organism in Eukaryota, Metazoa, Chordata, Mammalia, Primates, Galagidae. The transcript has 6 exons. The record is from RefSeq and is a predicted model, not a curated record. Bases 317 to 982 code for a protein of 221 amino acids. Gene Ontology annotation, biological process: negative regulation of phosphatase activity.